Molecule: messenger RNA, 345 nt
Organism: Hibiscus syriacus
Lineage: Eukaryota; Viridiplantae; Streptophyta; Magnoliopsida; Malvales; Malvaceae
Exons: 2
Coding region: 1-345 (114 amino acids)
Source: RefSeq, a predicted model, not a curated record
AUGUCGUUCAGGCGGAGAUUCAACGACGUCGAUGAAUCCGAUACGUUAUUGCACAGGAGAGGAGAAGAGCAGACCGAGACAUGGUGGAAACCGAAACCGAACAAACUGAAACAAGUCUCGGAAAAAGUAUCAGGUCCCAAGUGGAAGAAUUUUGUUAGGAAGAUGAGUGGAUAUUGCCAUAAGCCGAAGUGUCAAAAGAACAGGUUUCAGUAUGAUCCUUGUAGCUAUGCUCUCAACUUCGAUAAUGGUUCUGAUAAAGGAGGAGACGAUUUGCUUCGGAAUUUCUCUUACAGGUUUGCUGCUCCGUUUGAAGAUGAUCGACAACAAGCCCGACCGGGAAUGUAA